Molecule: messenger RNA, 440 nt
Organism: Brachypodium distachyon (stiff brome)
Lineage: Eukaryota; Viridiplantae; Streptophyta; Magnoliopsida; Poales; Poaceae
Exons: 4
Coding region: 1-417 (138 amino acids)
Biological process (GO): brassinosteroid mediated signaling pathway; DNA-templated transcription
Molecular function (GO): DNA-binding transcription factor activity
Source: RefSeq, a predicted model, not a curated record
AUGACGGCAAGCAAACUGAAGCUGCGGGAGCGGCGGUGGCGCGCGAUCACGGGGCGGAUCCUGGCCGGGCUGCGGCGGCACGGCAACUACAGCCUCCGCGUGCGCGCCGACAUCAACGAGGUCGCCCGCGACGCCGGCUGGGUCGUCCUCCCCGACGGCACCGCCUUCCCCUCCUCCUCCCAUUCCCAGAAUCCCAGUUGUAUUUGGGAAUUUGUACUCGAAUUUUGGUGGCCGUCCAUGGGCACGGAUGUACUGUACACGCAAAGGGCACGGGAUCAGGAGCGGAGCGGGCGUUCCGUUCCCGCCUCCCGGGGCGUCGUUUCUUCCCCGCUCGCCGCGCGCCCCAUCUCCCGCCGAGCCGCCGCCGUCGCCGGGCCGUCGUACUCCGCGCUCCGCUCCUGCUCCUCCCUCGCCUGACGCAUCCCCGCUGCUCGCCGUGC